GUGAGGCUGAUGAUGAGGGGGAAAGUGUUCUUUUUGGAGAGUCAGAAUACAAGACUGUCAUGAAAGAAAUGAACUCUUUAUGACAAGUAUUUGGGGCACACGGGACCCGCAUUCAGACGAACAUCCUUCUGUGGAAAGGAUUAACUGGUGUUUAAGGGGUUUAAAAAGUGAACUGAAAGAGCAGACAAGAGUCGAACAAAUAUGGCAACUGCUCAGAAACAAAGGACUACUUUGAGUACGACCAUAUUUCCCAACAAAAUAGCAACCGAGCAGCAGUCGCUGAUAUUGGUGAAGAGACUGCUGGCGAUCGCUGUCUCCUGCAUUACCUAUCUGAGAGGCAUCUUCCCAGAAUGCGCAUACGGGACGAGAUAUUUAGACGACCUCUGUGUGAAAAUACUGAGAGAGGAUAAAAACUGCCCUGGCUCCACUCAGCUGGUGAAAUGGAUGCUGGGAUGCUAUGAUGCGCUGCAGAAAAAAUAUCUCAGACUAAUCAUGUUGGCGGUCUACACUGAUCAAGAGAACCCACAGACAGUUACAGAGUGCUAUCAGUUUAAGUUCAAGUACACCGACAAAGGACCAUCAAUGGAUUUCACAAGUAAAAACCAGGGGAACAAUUCCAACAUCACGUGUGGGGACACUAAGAAAGCAAGUAUCCUACUGAUAAGGAAGAUUUAUGUCCUCAUGCAGAAUCUGGGUCCUCUCCCUGAUGAUGUCUGCCUAACAAUGAAACUCUUCUAUUACGAUGAAGUGACUCCAGCCGACUACCAGCCUCCCGGCUUCAAAGAGGGCGAUUGCGAGGAGGUCAAGUUCGCGGGGGAACCUACCUACCUAAACGUCGGCGAGGUCCCCACCCCUUUUCACAGGUUGAAAGUUAAAGUGACGACCGAGAAAGAGCGGAUGGAACGGGUCGAUAAAGCCAUACUGACGCAAAACAACUCUUUGAAUUCGCCAAAUGCAUGCCACCCGGGCGAAGGAGAGGGACGGGAAAUGGAUGAGGAUUUUAUUCCAGAAGAUAAGAUGAGGCCACAGAAAACCACACGCGAGUCUCUGACUGCUGGAGAACCGAAUUUAGUAUGCGAGGAAAACGAAGACGGAAAUAUAAAACCAGCAGGAGAAGCUUCCAAUGUCUCCAUCAAUAAUUCUCAGGUGUCGCAGCUAAUAAAUAAGACAUCAGAACUUGAAGUAGCAGAAGGCAAGACUCGAAGCGGGAAGAGAUUCCACGGCAAUACAGCGGGCGCAGAAAGCAGCAGAAAGCAGUUGGCGGCGGCAGCCAGGGCCCAGAAGAGAUGUAGCUCAGAAUCAGUCAAGCCAAUCAGUCAUUUCGACUUCGAUUCUAGUCAAGAGUCCGGACGCAAGCGGCGAAAAUUUAGUGAACCGGAAUAUUAAACAUUCACAUCCCAGCGUCUCUAUUUUGCUUCUAGAAUUCUUCCCGAAGCUGAUAUAUAUUGGUUUAGAAAGAGCAUGUUUUAAACUGUUAACAGCACUGAAUAUUCUUCAGUGCUUUUCUUUACAGUCAGAAAUAUAGGACUUUAAUCCAGAGAUACAUAACGUUCAACGUCACGAAGCUCACAUUUCGUCAUCCAUAACCUGCAUGUUAAUAUUUUCAGAUGUUCUCAACAAAUAUUGUUCAAAGUAGAUGUUUAUGAUGAUGACUGAAAACAGAACCUGUUUUUAAUCCUUUAGAAAGCAUGUCACGAAAAUGAAUUUUAAAACUUGAAACUAUAAAAUUGUUGAACUAGAAAUAAGAAAGUUAGGAUGUUAUCUAUUCUUAUAAACAACUGGGCAUAUAGAUUUGUUAAAAAGCGGUUUAUAUGUUCUUAUUACUAGUGUGUAUGAUAAAUAGCGAAUGUAUGUGUGAGAAAAUGUUAUCCAAACAUAGCGGUUAUUUUGGGGGUUGAGCUGAGCUCUUUAUCAACUUUAAAUUAAUGAUUUUGGGCCAAUACUAUUGACAGAUGCUAUAUCAAUGAGAAGAAAAGGCUCAUAAUUAAGGGCCUGAUAACGAUAAAGUUAAUCAUACCCAAGUCCUAUGGCAUUACAACUGACUUAAGUCCCAUGGAUUUCCACAUUUUGGAGGCAUAUCUGGGGCUUUUUUUCUGGACUAACAGUUAUGGGACAAUCCAAUUUUAGGCCAAACUCGAGCCGAUCCAUAGAAAUCAAUGGGACUUUUACAUAAUACAGAUCAAUAACCCCCAUUCCUUUCAUCGCCUUUGCCGUAGUUGGGCCGAAAUUUGGUUUUUUAACUUUGACGUAGCUUGUUUUUCUCUUUGCUACGGAGGCAUUACCAAACUUUUUAAAGAAAACACGUUAAUAAUUUUUAUGCUGUAAAAACCUUGAAACGUAAUGGGAGGUAUUAUUUUUGACUCGAGCGCAUAUUGAUUCCUAAUGAAUGGUUUAUAGACGUCUGCCAUGCUUUCUGUUUUAGGUCCUCCGGUUUUACAGCCCCAAUAAAAUAUUUACAGUUUGAACAAGCAA
Messenger RNA from Sceloporus undulatus (fence lizard), 2472 nucleotides. It is a transcript of the gene HORMAD1, whose product is annotated as HORMA domain containing 1. The coding region runs from base 202 to 1386 and encodes 394 amino acids. NCBI's taxonomy places the organism in Eukaryota, Metazoa, Chordata, Lepidosauria, Squamata, Phrynosomatidae. The record is from RefSeq and is a predicted model, not a curated record. The transcript is spliced from 15 exons.